AGAGGAGCCACUACCCACUUCAAACUUUACCCCAGACGAUCGACGUUGGCAGAGUUAUCGUGCGUCCCUUGGAUUCAUUUAUAAAAGCUAAUUUGGUAAGUAAUGUUAGAUAAAAAUGUAAGCGAAAUGAUUUCAAGUUCGUUAGCAGUGGAUGAAAUAUAAACGGCCCGACUCGCUCAGAGGGAUAAUUAAUGCUAUUUGAAGGCGAUGGCUUGCAGAAAGGAUUUUUCUUUGGGUCGACGACGAAUCAUCAUUUCUUUCUCUAUGAGGUGUCUCGUAGAUCAAGCCACUCUAAUAGGGGUUCUCGGAGGUUUCACAUGGGGGAUUUCAAAAUUUAUAUCAGUUUGUACGCUCACGCUAAGGUGCAAUUUGCAAUAUGCUACUGAAUAGUGCAGUUUGUUUGGAGGUACUAUAUAGAACGUUGAAACGUAUCAUGCCUUGAAAAACACACGGUCGUUCAGCUCUUGUACAUCGCUUAUUACAUAUGGUUUGAUGAAACUAAGUCUAUAUCAUAGCUGGAGAACAUGAUCAUAGCAUCUUUAAUUCAACUGGGGAAGGAUGUCACUAUACCGUGAAUUUCGAAAGUAGCAACCUAAAGCCUCGUUUACUUCCGCAAUAAGCUAGAGUCUUUUACAAUUCGGCUUCAUUUGAUUAAUAUAUACUUGUGCUCCGCCUGGGCUGUUAUUAGAGUUCAGUUUAACAAAGUAUUAUUGCGGGUGUAACAUGGAAUUUCAUUUCUUCGAGCAAAUUUCGCCAUGCGAACACUGUACACAGUUCUUUGAAAACAUUAUGCUUUUUAAAUUGCUGUGAAAUUUCAUGGUUUAGAAUAUCACGUGGCUUCGAAAUUUUGUGGAGUUUGAAAAAUAAUUCAAUAAACUAAAAAGUAUUUGGCGGGUGCGCUUGCUAUAAGUUAAAUAGUCAAUUAAAGCAAUGGAGUCGUAAAACUCAACAUGAUGUUUCAUUAGCGAUUUUUCAAGUCGUUUAGCAAAUGACUAUUGUGAAAAGCUUGCCUCUCCAACGAGUCGGCAAACUUCAAUGCGUUUAAAAAGCCAACAGAGCUGGUAGUUCAAGCGAAUCCGUAUGUCGCAAUUAAUUUCCGCCAAAAAAUUGCUGCCAUGCCUCAUAAAAAUCUGUCAAUUUGGAAACGAUCAGCGCGCCCUACUUUCACUGCUUCUGUGCUUUGAAAAUUGUAGUGAUAUUUGAGACGAUCUCUUCAUGGUUUAGCUUCUCACGUGGCUGCGACAUUUCGUAGAGUUUGAAAAAUGAUUCAAUAUACUGCAAAGUUUUCGAGGUGUGCGCUUGCUAUAAAAUUAACCUAGUUAAUGGUUAAGACGACAAGGUUCGUAAGUUCUUGUGGCGCCAACAUAUUUGCUGGUCGGUUGCAGAAAUUGGCUAAGUGGACGUGAUACGUGUUUCAUCAAAUAGUCAAUUAAAUCAAUGGAGUCGUAAAACACAACAUUAAAUUUCAUGAGCGAUUUUCCAAGUCGCCUGACAAAUGAUUACCAGACAUCUCGUGAAAAGUCUUGCCUUUCCAACGAGUCGGCAAACUUCAAUGCGUUUGGAAAAAGGCCAUCAAAACUGGAAGUUCAAGCGAAUCUGCAUGCCGCAAUUAAUUUCCGCCCAGAAGUUUCUGCCAUUCCUUUUAGAAAAAUCUUUCAUUUCGGCAACAGUCAGCGCGCUCUACCUUCACUCCUUCCGCAAACACAAAAUGAAUGAUUAUCUAUUUCAUAGUCUUAUAAGCUUUCAUUCCUACUUUCAAGAUGAUUUCAACCUUGAAAAUGUGAAGCAUUUUAGCUGCACGUUACCUGUUUAUUCAAAUUUGUUUAUUUGCGCGUGAGUAAGCAGUGAAGUUUCGUAUAAUUUAGAGGUCUGCACCGUGCUGAAAAGCGUACAGGCAUCCCAAGUUUACGUGAACGCAUGUGAACUUGGGAAGCCUGUAAAAAGUGCAGCAUUUUUGUUUCACGGGAAGUGGGCGACCCGAGCAGGCAAGGUAGACGCAUUUUGCCUGCUCUGGAAACCAACAGAAACACAGGAUUCCCUUUAUUUCGCCUGCUCGUGGAGCCAGCUAUAAAAAAGAAAAAUGCAGAAAAAGUUGUUGCCAUUAAAUAUCUGAACAAACAGCGAAGUAUCACCGAGUCUAAAGAGUGAUAUGAAGCAUGGUAACGUAUCCAUAUGUAACAAACAAUGCUUGAGUUACAGUAACAGUGAAGAAAUGUUGGGGUUUCUAAAAUCACUGCUCGCAGCAACACAAUAGUAUUACAGUAGAGCCCCGCUAACUCGACCACGGUCAACUCGAAUCCCCCGUUAACUCAAAUAAGAUCCGAUUUCCUCAAGCAUUUAACCUCUUUUUUCCAGUCAUUUAUCAUCAGUUAGCUCAAACUUGAACUAAAAGCGUCGGUCGAUAAACGUUUUAAGUGUCAGAACAUAGCUGAUUGACACGUCCCAAUCUUGAAUCCCGAUUGAUACGAACGUGAUAAUAUUUAUGAAAACGUAAUAUUUAGCUAAACUUCCCAAACUAAACGUUCUCAGAAAAAGCUCUUUUAAAACAAUGUAAAUGUAUGAAUAUUGUUGUUGUUUGUGCGAGAAUAGAAGAAACACGAUUCCCUAUUAAUCAUUAAAAGGAUAACUGAUUUUCAACACAACCAAACUGGAACCCUCCCUCCCCACCCUCCCCCUUUCUGUUAACGUAACCAAUAUUUCGUUUUCCUUAGGAGUUCGAGUUAGCGUGCUUCUAUUGUAUUCAUUUUUGCACUGCAGAUGUAUGAUUAGAUAUUCAAUCUUAAAAUGGCCUAGUUAUAUUUCCCAGGUUCCAGCCUUGAAUGAUGCUAGCUCUUACAUUUAUGCUAUUGCUUGUGGUUGAGUUGGGAUGGGCCGCCCAGUGUAACAAGUCGUAUGGACCCGCUGGAACUGUUGAAUGUAUUCAAAUACAACGGUACAAUAAUGAAUACCAGUGGGGGACGUGCUUAACGGAUGCAUACAUCAAGCAAAAGAGCAAACAAAAACAUCUCUGCAUAGACCGAGCUGCAACCUACUGCUGGUAUCAGUGUAUGCUUGAAGUGCAUAGCAAGGAAUAUGGAUCAGUGACGAGUGAUUGUUCCUGUACUCCCAGCAAUCCAACCUCAUAUCCAAACACCCUCACGCCUACCACAUUGCUGCCUCCAGAAUGCUAUAGUCCACCAGGGGAUUCCUGUGAUUGGUAUCGCAGCUGCCUGGAGAGGAGGUAUCCCUGUGAAGCUACAAGUAAUGGUUACGCAAUCAAAUACGCUGAACAUUUUUGCAAGCUGUAUGAACAAAACUUUGCAAAGUUCAGUCUAAUCGGGAAAAACUGGGUUAAUGGAGUUCGUAAAUGCCUCCAAGUCUCACUGGUGCCACUAUUGCGGCCAUGGGCCGAUCCAACAUGUAAAGAGAUACGAGAAAGAGCGUUCGCCUCUCAUACACCAUGUUACCUGAAUCCAGGAAAUGGUGCGCCGUCCGUCUGUGAUCUUGACUGCUCUGAUUACUACCAGAUCUUUUGGACCAUCAAAGGUUCCUUUGUCAAAGUCGACACACUCUGGGAAUCUCUCAAGGGAAUGUGGAACAUAGGAGCGAAAUGUGGAUUGUCUGCUAACAUUACGAAAUGCUACAGAGAACUGAAAGAUGGCCCAGUCAGAGUGAUCAAGCUGAAGAUUAAAAAGUUUUUUCUGCGAUCGAGGCGCUCAACUGAUAAUCUUCCUGAGUCUGAUGCUCAAAGUCGAUUCGCAGACGGAGUUGGCUCAGCCAUUGCGAGUGCCUUGAAGUGGAACUCAGAUGUAAUGGACUGGCUCGCCUAUACUGGGAGAGUUGAAGAUCCAGAAAACAUGGAAAUUGUCGUCUUAUUAGCUGAUAAGAAAGCCCUGGGUAUCGCCAUUACAUCCACUCCAUCCGUCAACUUCAACCAGACUAUCCAAGAGUUUGCCUCAGCUGUACAACGGGGAGCGCUACCUUUGAAAGUGGAUGGACACAAUGUCUGGGUGAAGAACUUAGCCUCGUGUUCUGAUAAAGCCUGCAACAGCACCCAUACACUAGCAGUGUCAGACAAGCCUCCAAACUGGAAUGGUGCUGCUGAGAUCUCAGGUGGUAAAGUUGCCUUGUGUGGAACCAUCGCUGUGUUGGUCACGAUUCUGGACAAACUGCUUUACUAAAACGAUACUCGCAUCUGUCGAGAAGGUAGAUUUAGUUUUUUCUGUUUAUCAUACGUAGCAGUUGUUCUAAUGGUCUGUCUCACGCUGGGUUUUAUGCUUAAUGCGUUCGAGCUGAAACUUUUCGAGUCCCUUUCUGUUGCCAAAGAGCUUCAGUAAAACGUAGACCUCGCUAGUUUUACUCUUGUUAUGCUUGCAACAAUCACAGCGAUCUUUAGCAUCAGCAUGUUGGACACGGUCAUGGUAGUGAACCCUCCAGACAACAUUCCGCACCACCACUAAGUCGAAAACCAGGAAUAGAACACGAGUCAAUUCUGCUUACGAAAAAGAGCAUUUCAAAUACUGUGGUAAACCAACGAGUUGUUUACUAGAUUUCAAAUCUGUCGGUGUUAUUCUUACCAUAAACAGGCUUCAGUGCGUGACAGGCCCUUAAAUUAACUGAGAGUUAUUCGAAGUCGUAGGAUAUAGAGGAUAAAAUAGCCAAGCACAGAAUCUCUUUAAUUUCAUUGGAUGGUAGUUACACCAAUAUUAGCCGUUGCUUAAGGUAGAGUAGAAUCUAUUUGCCUGGUAGAUGUGAGACUUUUUAAGAGGGGUUACUCAGAAGUUACGGUAGCCUAUGUUUGAUUAUUAGAUGAAAUCAUUGUGUGUUGUAGUAUAGUGUCUCUCUCCAUUGGAAGGACAAAUAGAGAGGGCACUUCUUUGAAGUGACAUAACCUACCUAUACCUGAUUAAACGCAUAAAGUCGGUAUUUUCCGUCUGAGUUGCCCGUUUAGAUCUUUUGUCUCAGUUUAGAACUGUUGUUAUAAAGAUCUUGCUUUUUCGAAUAUUCUUAUUCAUAUAAAGUAAAAAAUGCUCCUUAUAUAAGCGUCUUAGACUGUUAUAACCAUUGUUAGCCAUUAAAAGCAUUUAAGCAC
Molecule: messenger RNA, 5071 nt
Organism: Pocillopora meandrina
Lineage: Eukaryota; Metazoa; Cnidaria; Anthozoa; Scleractinia; Pocilloporidae
Source: the annotation of a GenBank genome assembly